This is a messenger RNA of Chrysemys picta bellii (western painted turtle), 2723 nucleotides long. It is a transcript of the gene KLHL4, whose product is annotated as kelch like family member 4. Gene Ontology annotation, molecular function: protein binding. Lineage: Eukaryota; Metazoa; Chordata; Testudines; Emydidae. The record is from RefSeq and is a predicted model, not a curated record.
UCAUGUGAGGCUAGGUUAUAUCUGAGAGCUCUGUGCUGUAGUGCUGUAUGUAAGCUUAGCAGCUGGGUAGUGUUAUGGUAGCUGCUUUCCUGUGCUAAGCUGAUUUACUUGUUUAAGGUCUGACCUCAUCAUCCUGUCAGUAUGGAUUCCCACCUAUACAGUUAACAGCAGCUUAGCAUCGGCUUGAAGUGCUAGCAGUAUAUUAGUCAGAAAAAAAGAGGGCUACUGGUAUUUGUUCCUUUGUUGUCUUUUCUUAAGAAGAGGUGCUGAAACACAAGAGAUAACAAAGAAUCCAUUUCCUUUCUAAAAGAAUAGGCUUUUGUUCUUUUUUCCUGCAAAAAUGUCAGUUUCUGGAAAGAAAGAGUUUGAUGUGAAACAGAUCCUAAGGCUACGCUGGAGGUGGUUCAGUCACCCCUCUCAAGGUUCCACAGGCACUGGAGGCUGCCUUCAGGAAGGAUAUGAGCAUAGAGGGACACCGGUUCAGAAUAGGUUGAAGAGCCACUCUCGGGACAGAAAUGGGCUAAAGAAAAACAACAGUCCUGUUCACCACAAUAUACUGGCACCAGUGCCAGGUCCAACCCCUGUGCACCACCGAUCUAUUCAAACCUGGCAUCAACAAAACCUCAUAGAACAGCUGCGAGCAAAUGAGGAUAUCCCCAAAGCAAGCACAGAGGAAAAUUGUGUCAAAGAAGAUUCAAGUAAAAAUAUACAGGAGUUGCAGAUGAUCACAGACGAAAAUACAGAUGAAUCCACUGAGAGAUUAUCAAUAACUAGCUGUUCACCCACUGGAAUGAACACCAAUGGCUCAGACGAAUACUUCCAAUCCACAAAUCAUGCAGAGCAGACAUUCCGCAAGAUGGAGAACUAUCUCCAGCAGAAGCAGCUGUGUGAUGUUCUUCUCAUUGCUGGAAAUCACAAGAUUCCAGCUCACAGAUUGGUUCUUAGUGCCGUGUCUGAUUAUUUUGCUGCAAUGUUUACUAAUGAUGUGCGUGAAGCGAAAGAAGAGGAGAUCAAAAUGGAAGGAGUGGACCCAGAUGCACUGAAAGCUUUGGUGCACUAUGCCUAUACAGGUGUUUUAGAGUUAAAGGAAGACACUAUAGAAAGCUUGCUGGCUGCAGCUUGUCUCCUCCAGCUGUCUCAAGUCAUUGAAGUGUGUUGCAACUUUCUCAUGAAACAGCUCCAUCCUUCAAACUGCUUAGGGAUUCGAUCCUUUGGAGAUGCGCAGGGUUGCAUGGAACUCUUGAAGGUGGCGCAUCUGUACACAAUGGAACACUUCACAGAAGUGAUACAGAAUCAGGAAUUUCUUUUGCUUCCUGCUAGUGAAAUAGCAAAACUCCUGUCUAGCGAUGACAUCAAUGUACCAGAUGAAGAAGCCAUAUUCCAGGCUUUAAUGAUGUGGGUGAGACAUGAUUUGCAAAGCAGGCAACGAGACUUAGGAAUGCUCCUCUCUUACAUUAGACUGCCACUACUCCCACCACAGUUACUAGCAGAUCUUGAAAAUAGCCCAAUGUUCACGCAUGACCUUGAGUGUCAGAAACUUCUUAUGGAAGCUAUGAAGUAUCAUCUCCUACCGGAAAGAAGGUCCAUGAUGCAGAGUCCUCGAACUAAACCUAGGAAGUCUACAGUGGGUGCACUUUAUGCUGUGGGAGGCAUGGAUGCUACUAAAGGUACCACUACAAUUGAGAAAUAUGACCUUAGGACAAACAGUUGGAUACAAAUUGGUACCAUGAAUGGUAGACGAUUGCAGUUUGGAGUAGCAGUAAUUGACAACAAGCUCUAUAUUGUGGGAGGAAGAGAUGGCCUGAAAACCUCUAAUACAGUUGAAUGUUUCAAUCCAGCUACCAAAGUUUGGACUAUAAUGCCUCCUAUGUCAACUCACAGACACGGCUUAGGCGUAGCAAUGCUUGAAGGACCAAUGUAUGCUGUUGGCGGUCAUGAUGGAUGGAGUUAUCUUAAUACAGUAGAAAGAUGGGACCCCCAGGCACGGCAAUGGAAUUACGUUGCUAGCAUGUCAACUCCUAGAAGCACAGUGGGGGUUGCAGCAUUAAAUAGCAAAUUAUAUGCUGUUGGUGGACGAGACGGCAGCUCCUGCUUAAAAUCCAUGGAAUGUUUUGAUCCUCAUACUAACAAAUGGAGUAUGUGUGCUGCAAUGUCUAAGAGGCGAGGCGGUGUUGGUGUUGCAACAUACAAUGGAUUUUUAUAUGCAGUGGGAGGUCAUGAUGCACCAGCUUCCAACCACUGUUCUAGACUUUCUGAUUGUGUGGAAAGAUAUGAUCCUAAAACUGACACCUGGACAACAGUGGCACCUUUAAGUGUACCACGGGAUGCUGUUGGCGUCUGUCCUCUUGGGGACAGAUUAUAUGCAAUAGGAGGCUAUGAUGGACAUAGUUACCUGGACACUGUGGAGUCAUAUGAUGCACAAAAUAAUGAAUGGACAGAGGAAGUGCCUGUCAAUAUUGGAAGAGCUGGAGCUUGUGUUGUUGUGGUGAAAUUGCCAUGAUGGAUGUCCCUGGUGUGAAAUAAACCCCGAGUACAAUUCCAUAAAAACCAUGUGACGGGAGGAGAAGAAACAAGUUCCAGAACAUAAUACAAACUACAUACCGUAUAUACUCAUUCAUAAUCCAAAUAUUUUUGGUAAAAAAGUGACACAUCAAAGAGCGGGGGUUGGCUUAUAAACCACAAAUUUUGUGGUUUUAAACUCUGUGGAAUCACUGAAUUGAAUA